Molecule: messenger RNA, 4597 nt
Organism: Ectocarpus sp. CCAP 1310/34
Lineage: Eukaryota; Phaeophyceae; Ectocarpales; Ectocarpaceae
Source: the annotation of a GenBank genome assembly
GGGAGCCGGUUGUGGGACGGUUGUCUGUUGAACGCCAAGCAGGCCUCCCUACGCACCCAUAAUAUCGGUGGGUUACCCGAUUUGGAGGGCGGGGGGUGCAUAAGAGCGCCAACACGGAAGUGACACCCAAGUUCUACCUACGCAGGAGGCUGGCUUCAGCAAUCAUACAUACACGCCGCUGGUGUUGUUGACGACUUGGCUGCAACAUAUAUAAGAGGACUUUCGACAAACAUGGCCCGCCGUACUCUACCCUGGGCGGUGUCCGUGGCCGUUGCCGUGCUGGCUAGUUCCGCCUCCGCCUUCGUUGCUUGCCCGAGCAGCGGCCCCGGCAGUCGUUGCGCGCCGCAGCAACAAGUCGCAACGGCAGCGGCGACCUCGACUGCUUCAUGCCGGCGGUGUCACGAUCACAGCAGCCGCACAACCGGAGGAUAUGUGGCGGGGGCUGAGGGCGGGCUGGCCUCCUCUUCCUUCUCAGCAGGGUUCCAGCAACGACAGCAGCCCCGAAGGCGGUCGAAUGUAUCCGCAAGAAGAACGAGGCAUCGGCACAGCAGCACUGCUGUGAUGAUGAGCGUGCCGUUGGAGACAGCAGCAGGGGAGGUCGACCGGCAGCAGAAGCACACUUACGAAGUGGUGUUCUUGCGGCACGGGCAAAGCACCUGGAACAAGGCGAACCGGUUCAUCGGGUGGACGGAUGCCGAGCUGACGGAGGAGGGGGAGAUUGAAGCGCGCGUUGCCGGGCAGCUCCUCCUUUCGCAGGAGUUCGAGUUCGACGUGGUCUACACCUCGAUGCUCAAGCGAGCCAUCAAGACAGCCUGGGUGGUCCUCGACGAGCUGAACCAGCAGCACGUACCGGUGACGGCGGACUGGCACCUCAACGAGCGCUGCUACGGCGCCCUGGUGGGCAGGGAGAAGAAGGAGUGCGUCCGGAGCUUCGGCGCGGAGCAGGUGAAGAUUUGGAGACGGUCGUGGGACAUCCCGCCGCCCCCGAUUGACAAGUCCAGCAAGCUCUGGCCCGGCAACAAUCCCAGGUACAAGUUUCUCAUGAAGAACGGGGAGAGCCAGGUGCCCGUUCACGAGUCCCUCAAGGACGUCAUGAGCCGGUCUUCCGCCUACUGGGACGAGGUGAUCGCACCGGCCAUCCGGUCCGGCAAGCGUGUGUGUGUCUGCGGCCACGAGAACAACCUUCGCUCCCUCCUAAAGUACAUCGACGGCAUCUCGAACGCGGACAUCAUGCACGUGGAAAUCCCUCGAGCGGUGCCGCUUGUGUACUACCUCGAUGAGGAUCUCCGGCCGGUGAGGUUGGCCAACUCUGCCGAACAUCUCAGCGGGGAGCGGGACAUUGCGGCCAUACAAGAACGCGACCGGAAGAACGUGUACGACCUAUCGGUGUCGACCAACCUCGAGGAGGUCGGCACGCCGAGGUUUGCGGCCAAGCUCGACGAGCUGGGGCGGCCGUGCGACGUCGACGACUUCGGGGGUCCCGCCGGGGGGGGGGAGGAGGGCGAGUUCACCGGCUCCUUCUUGGAGACGGGGGUUGGGGAGGAAUCUUGCGGCACCCCGGAGAUAUCGUCGAAGGCCCUCUUCCUUUACAACCGCGGGGCGGGGAAGGCGAAGCCACCCCCCGCCAGCACCAACGACGAAAACGACGACGACGACGACACUAGCAGCAGCAGCAGCAGCAGCAGCAGCCCGGUGGGAGCAGGGGCGGCAGUGGCGUAGUCUCCUCUCAAUUAGAAAAGCAGGCGAAUGAAAAUGUCCGUGUGCACAAGGCUCCGCCCCAGGAGUAGUCGGCGGUGGAGCUGGUCCCCUGGCUGUUUGGGGGGGCGGGUGAACUCACCUUUUUGAUGGCUUGGUUGUUAGACCAUGGACCAUGCGUGCUUCAGAGGAUGGACCAUGGCUGCAUGGGGGAUGGAGGGGCGCUUUUGUUGUCGUUUCCGGGCUAUAUGGCGAAGGGGGUCCCUGAUGUUCUUGCCACGGCGCCCCCGCGAUGGUUGACUUGCCCUGAGUCGAAGAUGACUUGUUGUUUGUGGUACGCGACGGCGCCGCGUGCGGUCAGGUCUCAGUCUGUUGGGGGCCCAGGUUCAAUUAUAUCGUGCUUUGUCGUGCUGUUUCUCGGCAGCAGUGACAGCGACAGCGGCGGCGGGUACAGCGUGGGUGUGUGAACUGUUGGUGGCUGUGGCGCGUCGUCUUGUGGUUUCACCGGGGGACACACACCACUUCUUAAGUGGCGAGGGAAGGGAUUGCUGUACACUUCUCGCGAUAAAAAUAUCGCACGAGGGGGUCCAACCCCCCCCCUCCUAUGUGACCCCGGUUGGGUCGUCUAGCUGGUAGAAGUGGAGGAUAGGGGCCAGAGGGGCAGACGACAGUCCAAUGAUGGGAGAAAAAUAAAACAACAAAACCACCAGCCGUGAAGGAGAGACGAUUGCAGUGGCAUUUUUAUCGCGCUAUUUUGUUGCGCUCAAUCAAGCCUUGUGCUGUAUCCGAGGUAAGAGCGGCAGGAAGAGAGCGCCUCGCUCACUGCUGUUGCUCACCCGAAAACUCGAGUGCAUUUGGUGUUCGAAUGGAGGCCCUCGAAGAGGACGAGGACUCGUAACCAUGAACCGCUGCGGUUGUCCUCACCUUCCGUGAGCACCCGAGCGCUGAUUUGCGUCGCCACGGAUUUCCAAGACGGAGAGAUUUUAAGAAGCAAAAGCACAGCAACGACGGCUGUGCCCUUGUGCCCGGAGGGGGGGGGUAGCCCUAUCAUUUUAUGGCGGAUGGGGGGGGGCGAUAGGACGCGCAGGGGGGGCUUUUGCUUUUGUAUCAGUUUUCGAUUACAUGGAAGCAUGGUUGUGCGGGCGGCGUGCUUACCAUCACGGCCGCGAGUAAGGGGUAUGUGAUUUUUUCCGUUACGCGCACGCCGGAUCUAUCUUUAUCCUUGUAUUGUGCGGUUCAUUUUUUUUUUUUGUGUGUGUAGUUUUUCGAGGCCGUGUAUAUAGCCACACGGUUUCUUACUGGUCCGUGGUACCGACGAGAAUGUUUUUCCCUCGAGAAGGUCAAUCCCAUGUCCGUUUCUGUCUCUGUUUCGGGUCUACGAAACCCACCGUACGGAUAAAUAACGCAAGCAACGCAUGCGGCUUGGGGUGUGUGCUCGACAUGGUGAACUGUUUGUGUUGUUCCUUUUUUUUUUUUUUUGCCCGUCGUCCUUGACUGGAUUACCCUUUGAAUCCGUGAAAAUCGUAAAUAGCUAUAUUUCCUUCUGUGGUAGUCCCGGCGUAGUAGGAACAAAUGUUUCACGCUGGGUAAUGGAGUCCCGGCGUGCUAUACGGGCAUUUUUUUCGCACGCUGGGUAGAAGAGCCCACGGUUGUGGAGGCGAUAGGGCGUGGUGUGGUGAUCUCGUUCUUUGGGUGCCGUUGGGGUGGGUGGCACCGAGAUAAUCCUUCUGCGGUAAGUGUACCGGCGAAAGGGUUCUUUCGUGGGCGCUUGGCGUGGACAGGCGGAACAGGCCCGACCUAGAGCACUGCGGGCGGGCCGUCGUAGAAGCACGAGCGUCGCGAGAGCAGCAGGUGACCGAAUGGACUCNGGGGGGGGGGGGGGGGGGGGGUGAUCGUCCCGCCCAGUAGGUCGCCGACUUGUUGUGGCGGCAUGGCUUGAGCGGGGGGAUGCUAUUUGUUCUGUUUUGUUACGGCCGUGGAGAGGGUUUCGACAGGGAGCGGCGGCGGUUUCACCACCUUGGAACACCUAGGAGGCAUGCAUGUGUUGAGACGAAGUCUCGAAGGACGUGCGCUGUUUCACACAGGGUUCGUGUUAGAAGAGACGAGGUUUCGGACAUCAGGCCGGGAUGUGUGCUGAUUUUGUAUGCCAUGCAUUUGUCACCCUUGUCUUGUCCGGGAAAAGCGUUCGAUGUACGUAGGCGUGUUCGUUCAUGUUUGCCGCCUGCGACGUGAACACCACACAAUUUUUGAUGAUUUUGACUUUUUUUGAGAGCCCUAUUGUGGUACCUNGGGGGGGGGGGGGGGGGGGACGCAGAUGCUUCACGUCUUUUGUCUAUGAUUGCGAUGGCCUUUUGACGGCAACGCGGGGGAGGGAACUCUGCGGCUUGCUGUAGUUUGCCCACAGGCGGGUGUGGCGGUUUGUACACUUGGAUGUUGGAACUCACAUUUAGUUGUGUUUUUGUUCGUGGGUUGUGUGGGAACGAAACUUUUCCUGGGGGCGGUUAAUAUUGUUGGAUAUCACCAAAAACAAAAAAUAUAUAUCAAAGAGAUAUUACCCGCGCUUCAUUGUUUUCACAGGCGAAUGAUUGUUGUUUUGGGGCAGCCGGGCGUUCCUGUGCGGACAUUAGAAGGUACUGAGCAGAGAUGGGCACUCUUUUUUCGUGUAAACACAACAACAACGUCCUCAGGCGAUUCCCCCCCCCUUCUUUACUCCCUCCUGUAUUUUGUCCUUUCGCAUGCAAACGGGUGUAUUUUGUUUGUCCUUGGGAACGAAUCGAAUCGAUGUUCCAACUCCGCAGAAAAUUGGGCCGUUAUUUUCUUUGUGAAAUCGCGCCCCUGUGGAAUGUGAUUAUUAUCUAUAGGGUUGGUUUGCUGUACGUCCUCCUCCGGGGCUGGUUUUGUU